CAUGCCAUUAAUUGGCGACAUAUAGAUUAUUUGUAUUUAACAAUUAAGAAGUUGUAGACACGUAAUAAUGAAUCCGAAAACAAUAUAUCACUGGUACAUACAUUCCUAUUUGGCCGAUUGAUUUACACAACCGAUUAGUGAAGUCUUACAAGAGUGUCUUACAAGAUGCCCGAACAAAGCAAUGAUUAUCGAGUGGUUGUCUUCGGGGCCGGAGGAGUGGGCAAAAGUUCAUUAGUUUUAAGGUUUGUCAAAGGAACUUUCCGGGAGAGCUACAUACCGACGAUCGAAGACACCUACAGACAGGUCAUUAGCUGUAAUAAGAAUAUAUGUACACUUCAAAUAACUGAUACAACCGGAUCUCAUCAAUUUCCUGCCAUGCAGAGACUUUCGAUUAGCAAAGGCCAUGCGUUUAUUUUGGUUUAUGCAGUUAGUUCAAGACAAAGUUUGGAGGAGUUAAGACCAAUAUGGGCUGUCAUUCGAGAUCUAAAGGGUGCGAGUGUGUCGGCUAUACCAGUAAUGUUAGUUGGAAACAAGUGUGAUGAAAGUGCUGAACUUCGUGAAGUGAGUUCUUCUGAAGGAGCAGCUGAAGCUAAAAGUUGGGGUGUAUCAUUUAUGGAAACUUCAGCAAAAACAAAUCAUAAUGUAAAGCAGUUGUUUCAGGAACUAUUGAACAUGGAGAAAAACAGAGACGUAUCAUUACAACUAGAUGGAAAAAGUAAGAAGAAAAACAAAGCUGCAAAGUCAGCAGCUGACGGUGAUGGUACAGAUGAAAGCAGUACUUCUGGUGCCAAGGACAAAUGCUCUGUUAUGUAAUAACAAUUAUAUCGACAUUGAACAGAUACGUUCAAAUCUAAGUUACAAGAAAUAGAAAUGGUGCAUGAUAUUAGAUACUUAGAUCUUUUUUGUAAUACAGCUUAGAAGAAAACAAUGUUUAGAGUGCAGGAUCAACUAGACCUAUUCCCAGGUAAAGUAACCGAAUAUUGUUUAGUUAUGUAAUUUAUUUAACAAUUACAUGUAAGUUAUAUAAACUAAAAACUUUAUAGUAAUUACUAACUUAAAAAUGGUGGGUUGAAAUUUUUUUAAAUAUAAGAAGCACUGAAUUGAUUAUUAAAAGUGUUAUGAAUGUAUUUUCUAAAUCCUGCAAGUUUUUCAUGUAUUGUUGAAGUA
Ctenocephalides felis (cat flea) is the source of this 1167-nucleotide messenger RNA. RefSeq names its product GTP-binding protein Di-Ras2. The coding region runs from base 166 to 813 and encodes 215 amino acids. Lineage: Eukaryota; Metazoa; Arthropoda; Insecta; Siphonaptera; Pulicidae. Gene Ontology annotation, molecular function: GTP binding; GTPase activity; GDP binding. The transcript has 4 exons. Gene Ontology annotation, biological process: signal transduction. Gene Ontology annotation, cellular component: plasma membrane. The record is from RefSeq and is a predicted model, not a curated record.